This is a messenger RNA of Spirometra erinaceieuropaei, 6365 nucleotides long. Lineage: Eukaryota; Metazoa; Platyhelminthes; Cestoda; Diphyllobothriidea; Diphyllobothriidae. The record is from the annotation of a GenBank genome assembly.
AUGCCGGAGAAACAGUCCGCCCAGCAGUCGCCCCCCACGAAGAUGUUAGAGAUGCUGUUGAAGGUGGAGAAGUAUGAUGGUGAGUAGAUGCCUCCCGGACAUUCGGAAUGAUGCCAGAAAAUUUCUCCGUGUUGUGUUCAAUGUUUUAAAUCCCUUAGUCUCGAAACCGGAGUGUUUCGGGGACGUUAGUCAUCUGACCUUGCUUAAGAGAUGCUAUAAUAACUGAGCACAGGACUUCACAACAAGCCCUCUCCAGACUGCACACUUGCGUCACUACAGGGUGAGGUCAUUAAAAAGGCACCUCACAACUGAUAAAUCGAGUUUGACGAAGCUAUGUAUGCACAGACUGUAGGGAGUAUCAGCCGUAGUAGCAAUAAUAUCUGUGGUAGUAGUGACACUACCGUUUUGGUCUGAACUGUCGUUUAAGGAGGUGUUCAUCAGCAAAACAGCUUGUCGAAGAACAAAUGAAAACGCUACUCAACUCUUACGCUGGCUCGCCUUUGCUUGUGUUGCUCUCAUGGCGGUCAGCGCAGAAGUCCUGUUUUCCGUGUUUUCUGAUCAGCUCAUGGACAUUUUUUGCCUUUUUAAAGGGGUUUCUGGAAGUAAAUGUUAGUGACAGUACUGCAACCACGGACUCUAAUCCACACUUUUGGGGUUCGACAAAUUUCCUCAUUCUUGUCUCAAAAGUGCUAGCCCCCACUGUACGGUGUAACCCUAGACAACGAUACUUGCGUGAUUACUUACAAAUACCUAUAAUGUAAAAGAAAAAGCGUACUUAUAUAAGAUGAGAACUAUAACGUUGGAGUGCCUUUAGCCCAGCUGGUUACGGGACAUGAUUACUGAGUUUCUCCCCAGGGUAUGAUCUAGAUCUUUCACAGACAGUUGCAGAGUGACCAGUAAUUAAGCAAAGGUGGAUACCAUGAAGGGGAAGGGAGACUGGAUCGGCCAUUUCUAAUUUAUUAGCCGUCUUCAACCAGCCCAACCCACAUAUAAUUACGGGUCUGACCCUAAAAAGUCAUGUCCUGUGCUGAAUAGUUUCUGUCAUGUCCUGCCCACGCAGGCAGCCGCACAGCUCAGUGGUAAAGUGUCAAACUCCAUGACCAAAGAUCCCCGGUUUGAAUCUCAAGCGAUCCACAUUUGGAGUUGGGUAUGACCGGCUGAUUAUGGUUAAUAAGCCAAAAAUGACCAUUCCGGUCUCCCUUGUCUUUGUCGGUACCAUGUCAUAUAUAUAUAUAUAAUGGUAAAAGGGGGAUCAACGAUCGUUCUUACGGAACUCAAUCGUUCCGUUGUACCUUACAGGUUCUCUCUCGAGCCCAAUCAGCAGCCGCACAGCGACGCAUGAUAUAGGCAGAAUGGUAUUACCGACAAAGACAAGGGAGACUGGAAUGGUCAUUUCUGGCUUAUUAGCCGUCGUCCGCCAGUCAUACCCAACCCCGAAAUGUGGAACACCAGAGGCUCGAACUCGCGACCUGUUAUUUAGAAGUCAACGCCUCUAACCACUGGGCGACGAGCUCGUUGCCUUGUCGGUUUCGAUCGGGAAUAUAUAAUGGUAGUGGGCGCUCACCGAUCGUUCUUACGGAACUCACUCGUUCCGUUGUGCCUUAUGGGCUCUCUUUCGAGCCCAACCAGCAGCCGCACAUCUGCGCAUGAUAUAGGCAGGAUGGCAUUACCACGCCUCUAACCACUGGGUUGGGUUGGGCCCGAAGGGGGGGAACGGCAAUACCAUACUGCCUAUAUCAUGCGCCGCUCUACGGCUGCUGGUUGUGCUCGAGAGAGAACCCGUAAAGCACAAUGGAACGAGUGAGUUCCGUAAGAACGAUUGGUGAGCGCCCUUCUACCAUUAUAUAUAUAUAUAUAUAUAUAUAUAUAUAUAUCCCGUUCAUCAUCCCCAAAAGAAGACGAAGAAGAAAAAGAGGCGAUGUCAUGGACCACACUGUAUUGGUGCUGACGUUUCGGAAACUUCCUCGUUUCCACCAUCAGAGUGGUGGUAGGGUGUUUGUUCCUGCUAACUCAGAGUUGUUCUGUCUCGCCGCCCGCCUCGUGCUAUAGGUAUGUCUGAUACACGAACUCUGACCUGCUUGCUGGCGGGGGAUUGGCUUAGGUCUCUCCGUGGCCGACCGCUGGGGCGCUGGUGUGACCUCUGCCCCCCGCCCGGCCGCUGUUGUCGCUGCUAGGUGCGUUUGCCCUUGGGCCCUCCCCCCGGGCAGGGGGCAGAGGUUCUAUUUUGUGGCUCCUCAGUUGGUCCCCCUACGCUACUCCUGCGGCAAAUGAGUGCUAAAUUGUCCAGAACACCUGAUGAGUUGAAUUCUUGCCAGGGACGUCAUGCGUUAGCGCCUAAUCGGUUAACCACAUUUCUGGGGAUACGUGGAAACUACCUUCUCUGCCGGGAUAACUAAGCUUGCGGACACAAGUAUUACGGUUGCAAGUCGUUUUUAUGUGCAAAUCACAGGCUCUAGAAUAUAGGGGACCAACCUAACAAGUCCAUUUCCAAGAAAUUUAUUCCUUGAUUCUUCGAAAACUUUUUUUCGAAAUUAUUGGGUGUCGUACGCGCGCAGGUUUGCACACCAGCGGGGAGCAUAAACGAGCGCCCCGCUUUCAUUGAGGAUAUUUGCCUCAACACUACCGACACUACCAAGCAGACUGCGCUGCUGCCAUUCUUGACAGAACUGACGACCGCAGUGGCUCAUGGCAUGUGUUGUCCGGGGCUCCCUUGAGUCUCUGUGGGCCUCUAACUACUGGCGUGCAUACUUGUGGUAGCAAUUAAGUGAAAGCACCCGUCACGCCAGUCAUUGGGCGACUGACAGGGGCUGACAGGCCCCUGAAACACGGGAUAGGCGAAAGAUAGUACUGCUGGUAAGGACCCGAGAAGCCGCCCGUUUAAUACAGAGUUGGAGGGCAGAACGCGUGUGGCACGUGUAGACGGGUUGUUCAGUUUUAUCCGCGUCCCCGCCCCACACGCAAGGACAAGGGAUCGGAAGAACUGAAGUCCGCUUUUCGUGAGUUUUUGGAACGGCACGCAUGCAAAACUGUUUGGAUUUCAGCCUCAGUCUUCUUGACCUUGUCUUGCAUUAGUACAGUAUGGAUGCGGGACACUAUGGAUUGUAAGCGUCUGCUAUGCCAGGACCAGUAAACCAUGGCUCUCGUAGCUUGAUGCGCGCUGGCACUUUUAUGGCACCUGAUCCCCUGCCGGUAGAUGCGCUUGCGUUCCCGCCGGGUAUGUGGGUCAGGCGCAUAGCUGCCCAGCCAUCCUCGUCCUUCUGACCCGUUUUGGUGCUGCAGCUGUUGGUAAGAAUCCUGGUCAAGUUUUUGUUGGGAUGGUGGUGGUGGUGGUGGUGGUGGUGGUGGUGGUGGUGGUGGUGGUGGUGGUGGUGGUGGUGGUGGUGGUCUUCCCAAACAGAAUUGGAAAAUUACGCCUGAGACGAAAAGCAACGUUGCUUAUGGUUUUUGGAAUUUCGCGGCAGCAAACCAACAAUGUCCUAGAUAGGAUUCAAAAACAGCAUCACCGAUGAAUAUAUCGGCGACUAUCCUUAGUUAGCAGUGUCCAGAAAUUGGGAUCACCAGCUGAUACUAAUUUCGAGAUUGGUGCGUCUGUUCCCUCUAACGAUUGUUUCAGUUUGUUUUCAGUAACUUCAUAUAACAACCCCAUUUCAGUUAAGUGGGAGUCUUACCUUUCAAAGUCACCAGAUUAUAGAUGUAUAACAAAAAGGCAUUUGCCCAAUGUCCUUUCUGAUGGCUCCACUAGACGCAGAGCCGGAACAUGCUAAUGCCUGCUUCAGUGAGGUAGAAUCAGCCUUGAGGCCCCUCUUUAAGAAGUUUUUCUCAGUACUUUUAACUUCAAAAACUUGAUUCUAAGAUUUUUUAGUCCCAGAACUAGUUAUAAAAUGCUACUGUCGGCGUGGGACAUACUACCUACCGUACCUCCGUAUGUUCUGGCUUUUUGGCAGAAAGAGAGGUGAAGGAACUCGAUGUUACACCCUUUUCGCCGUCUAAAUGUUUUCUAAGCGAAGGCUUAGAAAGACCGUGAAGGCCGGUGUUUGCUCUGAGGAGUAGGGUCGAGAAUAUAGGGUCCGGAAUUGUUGUCUGGCGUUUUUACGCAAAUAAUGAAUUCUCGCGCUUAAGAUGGGUGGAAAAAAAACACUUUUUGCCACCACGUAAUGGCAGGCGACGCAGGACAUCAGUUAAACCUAGUUUCUUACAUCAAAAAGCUGUUCGAAUUGGACGGUGUUGAGAUGAUACCAUCUGGAUUACCCUCUCGAACACGAGUUGGCGGGAAUACUGUGAUACGAUCGAGCUCUCUCCCGUCUAAUCACGUACAGCCGUGAAUUGCGAUCGCUUCUGGAUAAGUUACUGUUCACGCGGAAUGUGGAAUGUUUCUGCGAAAAAGGGGGCUAUGGUCUCAAGACACUUUGCUAACUUAAAGGACCGUUUCGGGCCUACUAAUCAUCAAGGGCCAACGACAGACCAAGCCCAAGCAGAGAAGGCCUGAGUCUCGGGAGACCGCGCAAAACCCCUAAUCUCAUUUGGUUGCAAGACCGAGUAGAAAAUUGCGUUUCGCUCUGAAACCCUCACGUAGGGCAUGAGUUGAACCAGCUUCCGGGAGACCUGAGAUUCCAAUCAGGUUCCAAUCAACUGGUGGGGAGUUAUAUUCACUGAAAAACCGGACCAACUGACGACAACAAACAAACCCGAAACGUUACCUCCAGUUGUCCUGUCACUAUUGGAAAUGUAGCUCGACUCCGUAUGAAAUGCUUUGGAUAAAGGCUCUUUGCUAUCGCUGUCGAACUCCUUUGAACAGUACUCAGCCACCACUGCUUGCGCCCAUAAAUCUUAUUUAGCAUUAAGACUUCAUGGACGGAGAGAAUCAUGCGGACUAAUCUGUGUCUGCAAACGCAUGAUAGUGUUUCCUCAAGGAAAUCCUUCCGCUGGUGGAGCACUCAGGUCACACUGUCGGAAUUCUCGUAACUACCUGAGGAUUGUAGCCAAGAGGCUAUUAUCAGACAUCCAGGAAGCCCUAGAUGUCUUCGGUAAUGGGCUAAACCAGCGAGUCAAGAGUUACCAUUCCUUGGUGGAUGCAAACGUCAUUGCGCUACAUGGAUGGAAACAACGUCUUUGUGUUAGGAGUCAAAGUAGCACUACUCCGCAGUGCCAUCCUGCCUGGGCUGUUUCUAGGCCUAGGAAAGCAUGCUAUCCCACCACUGCGUUGCAACUUACAGAACUGGCGAGGCAGUCGCACCCGGGGCGCUUUCUCUCUCUCUCUCUCUCUCUCUCUCUCUCUCUCUCUCUCUCUCUCUCUCUUGACAGCUAAUUUAGGCAGAUGUUAUUAGCAGAGUGAUUGUGUCUCCUCUAUUUCUAGUUUUUCGGAGACGUCCAGAGUCUUUUUAUCUGUUCGAUAAAUUCCUGGAAGACGUAAAGCAGCCGCGUCUAAGCAAACAGGGUGAAGUCUUAACAAACCCCGCUCCCGAACAUCUUGUUUUGCCUGUGACAUUUGUGCAUAUCCGGAUAAUUACAACUCCACGCACUCCGCCUCCACCACCACCACCACCACCACUGACAUAAAUGAUAAUGUUCUCAUUGGCUAACGAGUGAUAUCUCACGAGCCCUAAGUGUUAAGAGUAGUAAGUAAACCCGGUUGGUAAAUAAAAUCAAUAUUUAUAACGCAAAACGACCUGGCAGCAGAGCAUGCCAGCAAAGCGGGAGUUGUCCAGCAAUGGUGUUUCCGUCAUGUUAAAACAAGCAAUACGGUAAAAGAAAACGGGACUAGAUUGCCAAGGGUUAAUUAGUCUAAUACCUAGUCACACCACCACCGCCGCCACCUCGCGAGGGGAGAGGGCAUCCGAACGAUGAUCGCAAGACCCUUGGGAUAAGUGUGUCAUAGGUAAGCCUGCCUAAGAAUAUGUUAGAAGUCUGUGUAAAGUUGGACGGGUGCUGGCCUGGUUAUAGGACGGUCGAUACGCUUUGCGCUGUAACUCUAAUCCAGACAGUUCUUUAGCUGUGAGGGAACAACGAGCGGUAGUUAAGAUCUUCAGGCGUCUCACAGACAAAAAGGUCGACCACAGUGACCAUUUUGGCCUAUUUUCCCUUGCCAAGCGGUGCCCUCUCAAUCUCAGGCUGCGAAAACCCGGAAUUUCGAGCUGGUCUCGACUUUUCCGGCUGUUAUUUUAAGGCUCCAUAGUUCAUCUAACCUUCGAGAAGUCAAACCGGUGGAAAUUCUGUUGCCAACUUGUCCACAAACAUGUAAUCUGUCACUCGAAUCUCUCUACUCAUUUCAUUUGGCAAUUUCCUUCUCCUUCUCCUCCUUCUCCUCCUCCUCCUCCUCCUCCUCCUCUUCUACUACCACCACCACCACCACUACCAUCGUUACAUAA